AUGAAGUUCUCUGCUGUUUUCUGCGCCCUUCUCGCCACUUCGGCCGCUGCCUUCGCCCCAGCUACCAGCUCGCGAACCAGCACUGAGUUGAACAUGGACCGUCGUGUUGCCUUUGGACAAAUCGCCACUGCCGGAGCCGUCCUUGCCGGAAUUCCCGCCAUUGCUUCCGCCGAUGGUGCCGUCAGCACUGCCUCCAAGACCAAGGCUAAGGUUGUCUACGGAAGCCGCAUCGCCGCCUUGAAGAAGGCCGUUGACAGUGGAGACUUUGCCUCCAUUGUUGAUGAGAAGAAUGCCUUCAUCCUCUUCAACUCGGGUGUCUACCCCACCGCCAAGGAAAAGGCCGCCAAGAAAGCCGCCAUCGAUGAUGUCAACGCCAUCUUCUCCGGAAUCCGCAAGGGUGACAAGGGCGCCGUCAAGACCGCCUACGACAAGUACGUCAAGGCCAACGACAUCUCUGAUGUCCUCUCCAAAGCUGCCGCAGGUGGACAAAGCUACUCUUCGGACUACAGCUACCUUACCAAGACAAACGCUGCCGCCGUUUACGUUCGAUAA
Seminavis robusta is the source of this 552-nucleotide messenger RNA. Lineage: Eukaryota; Bacillariophyta; Bacillariophyceae; Naviculales; Naviculaceae. The record is from the annotation of a GenBank genome assembly.